Molecule: messenger RNA, 3211 nt
Organism: Periophthalmus magnuspinnatus
Lineage: Eukaryota; Metazoa; Chordata; Actinopteri; Gobiiformes; Gobiidae
Gene: flt3
Product: fms related receptor tyrosine kinase 3
Exons: 24
Coding region: 50-2992 (980 amino acids)
Biological process (GO): B cell differentiation; protein phosphorylation; cell surface receptor protein tyrosine kinase signaling pathway
Cellular component (GO): signaling receptor complex
Molecular function (GO): transmembrane receptor protein tyrosine kinase activity; ATP binding
Source: RefSeq, a predicted model, not a curated record
AGACACAGUUGUUGGUGAACAUGUCACUAUAGUUUAGAGAAGCUGAGAGAUGAUUGCCGGUGUUCUCCUGCUGUUUGCUGCUGGAGUGUACUCUUCUAACAGUUCAGCCGACUGUGUACCCAGUCACGAGGUGGAAUGUAUUACAGCUGCUGAUAUUCUAAAUGCCUCUGGUCAUGUCAACAUAUAUGCUGGUAAAAUUCUCUCCAUUUCUGUGGAGAAUGGGCACACCUGCCAGUGGACUCAAACGGGAAUCAUUAUAUUAAAUGGUAGCCACAUCCUGAACAUCCAGACACUUUCUGAGGCAGACUCUGGGGAGUACACUGUGUUGUGUCAAACCCCAAACAGCACUUCAACCCCUGUGACAGUGCAUCUUCAUGUGGUCACAAAACGUCCGACAAAACCAAAGCUGAUUUUAAAUAAAAUCAAUUCAACGUCAUCACCAUGGUUUAAAUGCAUCACUGAAGGUUUCCCAAAACCUUCACUUGAAUGGUUAAGUAAUAAAGUUGGUGUUGAUCUAACUGCAAAUGAUGGAAGUGUUGAAAGCAAAAUAUCUAGUACUGCCUACUAUAAAAUGGGAGCAAUGUGUUGUGCUUCCAACAAAGUGGGACGAGAAUGCAGCCAGCUCUAUGACUUUGAUUUUACAAAAACAAACAGCCCUUUUAAUUUAACCCUGAGCCCUGGACAAUCUUUACUGAUGCGGUGCAGUGUCAUCUACACCGCUACUUUUGAAUGGCAGAAAGACAACAAAACAUUUAUGAGUUCAUUCUGUUCCCCUGAGCACACCAACAAGACAUGCAUUUUAAAGGAUGAACAUUAUGACACUAGCAUGUUGUACCUCUCUAUACCAUUUCUCAACAUUAACGACAGUGGAACAUAUGCAUGCAGAAGUGGAAACCAAACCAAAUCAGUUCAUGUUUCAGUUCAGGCUGAAGGCAGUUUAACGGUGGACCUGGAGGAGCACUUGAUCAUAAAAGCAGAAAGCAUAAGUAGUUUGUGCUUGCAGGCCAAUCUGUCCUACCACCCCUUUCUUCAAGACUGCACAUGGGAGACGCCAGAUAAAAGGGAAAUCAAAUGUUCUACAGAACCAUGGGCUACAAAGCAUAGGAAUGUGACGCUGUGUGAGCCUAUAAACACAGGAGUGUACAGGUUACAUGUUGAGGCUGGAGGAAAAAAUAUAACUAAGUCCAUAUCGUUGUGCAUUGCUGACACACCUGAUUUAAAGAUUACCAUUUUUAAUAAUACAUAUAUUGCAACAACCAUGAGUGUUGUUCCAGCCGAUUACUAUUGGAUGUCCUGCUCUAAUGAUAGCUGUGAGGCAGAUUCUUCUUGGGAAGUAAUAGCCCAAACCAAGAAAUCAGAUUUGGAAUUAUCCUGUAGGAGGACAAUUAAGAGUUCUUUGAGUAGAAGGCUAGUGUCUGGACUUUAUGUGAAGUUUUGUCUCAAUAACUCUGUCGGACAGUCAUGUAAGGUUCAAGCCGUGCAGUUUCAGCUUGAAAAAAUUACCUCUACUGGCCACCCAUAUGAUGAAAGCAAUACACUUCUGAAAACAGGCAGUAUUAUUUUACUGUUUGUGUUGACUAUUGUUACCAUUCUUCUGAUUUAUUUUAUCAAAAAGAAGAAACCAAAGUAUGAACCUCAGCUUCAAAUGAUCCAGAUGGUUGGACCAAAUGACAAUGAUUAUAUCUACAUCAAUUUUAAGGAUUUUGCAUAUGAUUCAAAAUGGGAAUUUCCCAGAGAAAAUCUAGAACUAGGUAAAGAGCUAGGUUCUGGUGCUUUUGGCAUGGUGGUCCAGGCUACAGCAUAUGGCAUCAACAAACCAGGUGUCUCACAACAGGUGGCUGUAAAGAUGCUCAAAGAGAAACACCAGGCAGUGGAGAAGGAGGCUCUCAUGUCCGAACUGAAAAUGCUCACUCACAUCGGUCAUCAUGCCAACAUUGUUAACUUACUUGGGGCUUGCACAGAGACAGGCCCUAUUUACCUGAUUUUCCAGUACUGUUGUUACGGUGAUCUGCUGAAUUACCUGAAGGACAACAGUCAGCGCUACCACAAAUCUGUGACUGACGCAUUCGUGAUGGAUCGCUUCAGCAGCCUGUACCACAACCUGCAGCCCAGGCAAUCAGUCAUGGAGAUGUCAAGAACAGUGGAGAAUGAUGUGCCAAUGCAAAGCUCUACCACCAGAGGGCAGGAGAAUAUUGCCUUGCUUACCCUCAACUUUGCUGAUGACAUGGAUUGCUUUGAAGACACAGAUAGUUUUGAGAUCCAAGAUGUAGCAAAUGAGGAUCUGCAAGCCCUCACGUUUGAUGACCUGCUGAGCUUUGCCUAUCAAGUGGCAAAGGGCAUGGAAUUCCUCUCCUCCAAAAAUUGCAUUCAUCGUGAUUUGGCAGCUCGAAAUGUGUUGGUCACAAAGGGUCGAAUGGCAAAAAUUGGGGACUUUGGUCUGGCAAGAGAUAUUGACAAUGACACAAACUACGUUGUACGAGGAAACGUACGCUUGCCUGUGAAAUGGAUGGCUCCAGAGAGCAUUUUCCAAGGAAUGUAUACCAUGAAGAGUGAUGUUUGGGCUUAUGGCAUUUUGCUGUGGGAAAUCUUCUCUCUUGGUGUUACUCCAUAUCCCGGUAUGAAGGUGGACCACACUUUCUAUGCAAUGAUUGAAAGAGGAUUUAAAAUGGAGUGUCCAUAUUAUGCCAACGAAUCUGUAUACAACAUUAUGUGCAAAUGUUGGGAACUUGAUUCAUGCAACCGCCCAUCCUUCUCCAAGCUGGUAUCUGUUAUGGCUGCCCAGUUGAGAGAGAUAGAAGAAAAGCUUUACCACAACACGCUUGACUCAAACUCCACUGAUUACCAAAACACAUCCUCUUUCAUGGAAAUUACAGCAUUGACCAAAGAGACAGAAAACAAAACUGCUACAGGUAAUGACUACUGUCCAUCCUACAAGGCAGAAGAGAGUGAGGGCAAAGUGUUCAGCACAGACACAGCCGAAGAAGUCCUAUAGAUAUGCUACUGUUCUUAUGUUGUUGUAAGGCCUGUAAUUAUUUCAUCACAGUUAUGUAUAUGUUUUUAAAUGUAUUUUUAUUAUCACAUUAAUAACAUGUAAUCUCCAAUGCAUAAGGCCUAUACCGCAAUGCAACUCUCCUCGAUAAGGGCCAUGCCCUAUGCAGCUUGUAAAGGCUAUGUAAAAUAAAUUGAUUUAACCCCCAUAUGUGUACCCAUU